GACAAAAUAGACAUAGCAUGUAGCAAAUGUUGGUCGCGCACAUGAGCAUCAAUUUCAUAAUGUCGCUUCUUAAGAAGAGAUGGAAAAAGCGGAAACCAAAUUUUCGCGCCAUUUUCCACCAAGAGGACUUUCUACGGGAGAGUGAUAGUUCCAUUGAGAAGGCGGUGUUUUGGACAUCGAAUUUCCUGUCUGUUCCAUCUUCGGGGAAGAGUUUACUCAACUUAAAAACGACACAAGAAAGAUGUGUGAAGGAACAACUGAACAAGAUGAAGAUUGUUAUAAAUGUUGGGGGAGAAAGAUUUGUUAUCGCUUAUAAAACAAUCCGUCUUUACCCUGACACCUUGCUUGCAACACAAGAAAUAGACAGACAUUUUGAUAAGAAAAGAAAUGAAUAUUUCUUUGAUCGUGACCCAGAAAUGUUCAGGUAGAAAGAUUUAAUUAUCUGUAAUCAUGCAAUAAGAAAAAAAUCAAAUAGCUUGUUCGGGAUUUAUUGGCACUAUUAACAUCUAAUUUACAGACAUAUUUCAUGUUUAUUUAAUUGGCCAUUUACUACUUCUUAUCAUAAUAAUAACACUCACUACAAACAUCCAGAUGACAAAUUCUUUUUUGUGAAUUCAAUAUGUCCGUGCAUGUGUUUUAUAAACUAUAACGAGAAACGUAGACAGGCUUAUUUAUAUUUCCAUUUUUGAUCAAUCAUAAUUUAAAAAAAAGUUGAUAGUCAUAUGAUCACCUGGUGUAGCAUUACUGUGGUUUUGGCUGCCGGUUAUCGCGUUUGAAUUUGGGCGUCGUUCCAUAGCACUUUAUCCCGAAAGAUUCCUGCUGUUAAACAAAAUAAGAUAAGAACUGUGACGGCAUCUACCGACAUAUCUAUAUUCUGUGGAGAUAUUUGAUAAAUUACGUUCAGAUUAUGGCUAUCCAAAUUUUACGACCCGUUGCGCCUGCGGUGCAGGCUACAGCUGCAGCUACACAGUCAUACUUAUCGUCCUCUGAAAUUUUACCGCUAUUACUGAAAUCGCACUUCUGAAAUUUUACCGCUAUUACUGAAAUCGUACUUCUGAAAUUUUACCGCUAUUACUGAAAUCGUACUUCUGAAAUUUUACCGCUAUUACUGAAAUCGUACUUCUGAAAUUUUACGUGAACUCCGUAAACAUGCAUAUAGGGUUUUAUAUUUUUUGAUAUGCUAUAUAAUUAUAAAAGCACCAUUAUUCAAUCAAAAUUAUUAACAUAUUUAACAAGUAUUCGCCGAAGGCGAGGUGAUUAUCGGGGAAUAUUCGCCGAGACGAAGUCGAGGUGAAUAUUCCCCGAUAAUCACCGAGAGUGUUCUUUGGGACUGAAUCAGUAUUUUAAUUUCGCUUAUUUCUUUAUCAGUAACUUCCACAAAACGGCUAGCCGCCAUUUUGAAAAUUUCGUUUUUGUUAUAUUCACCUAUAGGUGAAUAUAAUUAACAGCUUAAUACGUCAAAUUUGACCAAUCAACUUGUAUAGGAUUUGUUAUGUUCACUUGUGCAAAAAUACUAAAGCUGUAAGUUCAAUAAUGCACGUACUCUUCUUUAUGAAUUACACUGUUGGUACGCUGUAUAUACAGUGUUUGUACUGAAUGUAAUCCAUAGCAUCUAUUAAGAAUCUGUUCAUAUGGGACGAGAACCCGAUACUCGGUUUGGGCGAGAUUCAGCGUUUGCUAUUACUUUCUAUUAAAUUUCAUCAUGCGUUUGUACAUUAAAGCGUACGGGACUUUUGGACAUUUAAUUCAACUUUUUUGGAUUGUUUUCGGAUAUUUUAAGAUUUGAGCGGAUUUUUAAAAUUGGAUUUUGACAGAUAUAAUUAAUUUUCCAAAUUGUACCAGAUCUUUUCCAGAUUAUUAGGGGAAUUUUUUUCAGACUGUACUGGUUUUUUGGAGUGAAAUACCACUGACACAAAUCUAGGCACACAGUGUGCAAACACAGCUACAAUAUCCAAUCACAACAGUGCUCUUUUUAAUAGGUAUGUUUUCAAAUUUUACACACACGACAAAAUCCACUUCCCCAUGGACGAAUGCAUCCAAGCGCUGAUCGAUGAAUUCAAGUUCUUUCGAAUACCACUGGACAUCAUAAAAGACUGCUGUUAUUCAGAGUUUCAUCUGGAGUACGAGAACAACACGAAUGCAACGAAGUUGGCUAAACAAAAUCGACCUGCACGUCCAUCUACCACAUCCGCGACCAACUAUACUCCUCUUGAAAGAUCACCAAAUUAUGCCAGUUGGUUUCGAGAAUUGCUGUUUGGCUCUCCAACGAGAGAGUCAAAAGCUGUGACUCACGUGGUAUUACUUUGUGUUGUAUUCAAUAUACUGGGCAUGAUACUUGAAACUUUACCAUGCAGCACCAAAUCUGAAAAAUGCGGCAAGUUAUACGCAAAGUCAUUUUUUAUAUUCGAUACAGUUUGCGUUGUUAUAUUAACUUUGGAAUUUGCAGUAACACUGGCAAAAGCGCCGAAGAGAAAGGAAUACUUUUGUCGUGUACCAAAUGUCACGUAUUUUGUAUCGCUUGUACCAGCUUAUAUCACGUGGUUCUUGUAUAUUGUUCUCGGAUUUAGAAACAUUCCUGAACCUCUGGACGACAUGUUUAAAGCGCUGAGGGUGUUUCGUAUUGUCAAGAUUGCUAAUUCUUCUUCGCGUUUGUGCGAGACUGUUGCUCAAAUUGUGUCAGCCGCGCGAGGUCUGGGACUGAUCCUGCUGACGUGUAUUAUUGCUAUAAUAGUUCUGUCAGUAUUGUUAUAUCAUCUCGACGAUUCAUGCCUGCAUGUGCCUAUGGGAAUGUGGUAUUUUGUGGUCACCAUGACGUCACUGGGGUAAGUGAACAAAACCUGAAUAAUACAUAUGUGAGCCGGUUAGUAGGGCUAUGCUUCAAACCGUGGAAUUGGUAAGUAUCAAAGAACAGCUGGUAAAUUUUUAAGCGAAACACAAGUUAAAGUUCUGUGUUGAAUAAACAAACAAUACUGUGCUUUUGGAAAACUGUGACAUCAAUAUAAUUUAAAUGAACGUUCCACGAACUAAACGUACUAUUUUCCACAACCAAUGCAUGUUUACUUUAAUAUUUAAUGGCUGCAUGAUAACAAUUAUUGACAAUGUCAGACGACUUUGCCUUAAAUGCAGAAUAUUACAUGCAGUUUAAGGCUACUUUUUACAAGUUGCUGCAGGUUGCAUUAAAUCUAUUGCACAUAGAAACGUGAAAGUUUGGACCGCGUGUAACAGCGUAUACGAUUUAUCCUAUAUCAAUUUAAUUAAAAAUUUAUCUAGAUAUGGAGACUACGUCCCAGUCGCAUCCUCAGGAAAACUUCUUGGUGCUAUUGGGGUGCUUCUCGGAAUACUUGUUGUUUCUUUGCCUGUUCCAAUUAUACAAAACAAG
Paramuricea clavata is the source of this 3379-nucleotide messenger RNA. Lineage: Eukaryota; Metazoa; Cnidaria; Anthozoa; Malacalcyonacea; Plexauridae. The record is from the annotation of a GenBank genome assembly.